AUGGCACUGACCCCGGCGUCAACGCAACAGCACCAGCAGCGACCCAGGAUCCAUUUCAUUGCGGACAGCUGGAUCAAUGAUCCAUGCGCUCCUGGCUAUGAUCCACACACCAAAACAUAUCAUCUCUUUUACCAAUGUAACCCUUUCGGUUGUGAAUGGGGCAACAUGUCAUGGGGUCACAUCGUGUCCCGAGACAUGCUGCGCUGGACGCAAGCCGAAGUGUCCCUAGCCCUCGUCCCGGAUCAGAUAUACGACGCGCAGGGGGUGUUUACCGGCUGCUGGAUCCCUCCCAUCGACGAGUCCGACACCACCUUGCGCGUCGCGUACUCAUCGGUCAAACAGCUGCCCUUUCACUGGAGCACGCCGCCAUAUCCCCCGGACGCGGCUGGCUUGGCCAUCGCACUCUCUCGUGACGGCGGCAAGACCUGGACGAAGUCCGCUCGAAACCCCAUUUUGGCCAGCGAGCCGGCCGGCGUCAAAGUGACCGGUUUCCGCGACCCGUACGUGACGGAGCUGCCUCUAAUCCCCUACGCCCAAGGCAAAUCCUGCGAGAAAGUCCCCGUGCUCUACGGGCUCGUCUCGGGCGGUAUCCAAGACUGCGGCCCCAACGUCUUUCUGUACGAGAUUCGCCGCGACAAUCCCGAAGAGCGGUGGAGAUACCUUGGUCCCUUGGUUGACCUGCCAGCGAGAUUCCAGCCGUCGAGAAAAUGGAAUGGUAACUACGGUGUCAACUGGGAGUGUGCCAACCUCGUGGCGCUGCGAGCAGAUUCGGAGGUUCGACACUUCCUGAUUCUGGGCGCCGAAGGUGACGUCGAGAAGGAUCAUGUGAAGUCUUAUCAGCCCCCGAGCACAGCCCCUUCGCGGACGGUAAGGACUCAAUUGUGGAUGUUGGGCCGACUUAUCACGACUCCAAGCGGCGACGGCGUCCGGUUUCAAUACGAGCAUGGGGGAUACCUCGACCAUGGGCCGUACUACGCUGCAAAUUCGUUUACGGACCCUCAGUCUGAUCGAAGACCUAGCCUUGAGAGCCGUGGUUGA
Molecule: messenger RNA, 1038 nt
Organism: Parathielavia appendiculata
Lineage: Eukaryota; Fungi; Ascomycota; Sordariomycetes; Sordariales; Chaetomiaceae
Product: glycoside hydrolase family 32 protein
Exons: 3
Coding region: 1-1038 (345 amino acids)
Biological process (GO): sucrose catabolic process
Cellular component (GO): cytoplasm
Molecular function (GO): sucrose alpha-glucosidase activity
Source: RefSeq, a predicted model, not a curated record